GGGAGGAGAGAGAAAGAGUGAACCCUUAGAAGAGAGAUCAUCUGUGUGAUAGAUUGACUUAGUCGGGACCGUCGGGAAGGUUUCGCGUUGCUUUAACAGGCGCCCUGAAGCAGUCAUGCAGUCCACAGGAAGUACUUCCUCUCAGCCCUCACAGGAUUCGCUGAGCUCCAGAGACAGUUUCCUGUUCAGUGACGAAGAUCCGGAUGUCUUCCUCUUGGAAGACAGAGACAUGACACGUGUAUCCCGCUCAGCUCAGUCCAAUUGCUCUAGAGGCAGUCUUUACAGUGUGGACGGAGAGCUGGAGCGUCCUGGAUCUCAGUGGGCGUGUGAUGGCUUCAGUGAAUCCCGUUACUCAGAGAGAUCGGAGGACAACACUCAAGAUAGGUCAUCGUUCCUGUCCCUCUCCACUUUGUCUUCGUCUGGAUUGGUUUGGAGCUGUUCUGAGAGCAAGCGAGGUAAAGAUGGAGGAGGAUCUGAAGGAGACCUGCUGUUUGCUCGUAAGUGUACAGAGCUCCAGGGAUUUGUCAGGCCUCUGCUGGAGCUUCUAAAUGGACUGAAGAAAGGACGAUUUGACAAAGGUCUGAGCAGUUUUCAGCAAAGUGUUGCAAUGGACAGAAUUCAGAGGAUUGUGGGAGUCCUGCAGAAACCACAUAUUGGGGAGAAGUACCUGCCCACUUUGCUGCAGAUAGAGGUGAUGUUGAAGCUUUGGUUCCCCCAAGUGAUUCCUCAAGCUUCUGUGACACCUAACCCUGCCGACCUUUCACCUCAGAACAUUUCCAGACAUGGCAGCAGCAAGAUCACUCCCCCCCACAAGCACAAAGACCAACUACACAUUCCAGUCAAGAAGAGAAGGUUGAGCUGGUCGGACACAGGCUCGCCCUCCUCCUCACCUCUCGUGGUGUGUAAGCACUCCAAAAUCAAAUGCUGUAAGGAGCAACAUCAGACGUCAUAUGUUGAUGGAGGGGAGGGUUCUUCAGGGGCCUCUCCCCAUUCCUCACACACGAACAAAUCAGAAAAGAGAGUAGGUGAAACCUCAGCACACAAGGCCAUCCGGUGGUCAGGUUCAAGCCUAACAUGGGGGCAAUUCGCUCCUAUGUUCUCCCCGCCUAAAUCCAGUCCCUCUCAUAAAGGUGGAGCGGCUAAAGAGAGAGGGAGCGGCUAUGUCCCUCUUCCAGUUUCUCCUGUCACCAACAGGAUCAGCCCAGCCAUGCAGGACAGCUCCGUCUCCUCCACCACACCUUUUUCAGAGCCAAAUGGAUGCCAAUGCCAGCCUGUCACCUUGGGGACUGCAAAUCCAUUACAGGGGCAUACCCAGACCCCAACAAUCACAAUGAAGCCUUCAAGCCUGGUAGAGAAGCAAAGCCCUUUACAAACCUGAUGCAGAAAAACCAAGCACAACCAGCAGAGAAUCUCAUCUGUGUCAGAGAGAAUGUGAAGUAGAGAGAAGGACCGAAGUGUUGAGAUGUUUAAAAGUUUUGAGAUGUUUAAAAGUUUUGUCUAUUACAAUGAUUGAAACAGUAUUUCUAAAGAAUCUUGGAGAAGUUUAAUCUCAACAUGUUAGACUUAAAUUUUGAUAUCAAUUGGAAAUUGGACUGCAAAUGAGAGUACCUAAAUUCAAGGUGAAGUGUGUAAUAUAUGUGCCAUUGUAAAAGCAAUGACUCUCUGCCAUUGGUCUGAAAAACCGAUAGUCAAACUCAUGUCAAUGGUUGAGCCAAUGUUGCUUUGUCAGGCUGGUCUGGAUUUUCAAACAAACACCAACAUUUUAUUUGCAUCAAAUUGUGUUUACACUUUUCGGAGGAAUUAGACUAUUACGUCCACAUUAAUCCGGAUACAUUUGAUAACAUCUUUGUCAUUUUCGAAACGCUCUCCAUCGUUCAAACGUUUUCCAAAAGUUGCUCGUCCACACUGAAAUGGAUGAAAACUCUUAAAUCCUGUUACUGCGCAUGCGAGAAAUUGACUUCUAUGUACGGUCUGAAACGCAAUUGUACUUGUGUUCUGUCAAGGGCCAACAAUUGAGAGUAAAAAUUUGAAAGUUGUAACAUUUAUCUUUAACAACGCUAUCAAAGUGAAUAGCAGGCACAACAACGCCGCUACAACAUCUUGAUUGUUUUGGGUUGAAUAGAUCACAUGACUGCAUCGUUUUCAGAUAUCUCCAUUUCAACCAUCCAGACUACAUCGCGGAGACAGCGUUAUCAAAUGUAUCCACUUGGGAGAGCGUUUUCGAAAAGCUCUCUGUUUGGAAAGGAGGACAAAACGUAGAGGAAACCAUGUGUUUUCAAAUUAAACCUUAUUAGUGUGGACUUGGCCUGAGUCUACAAAUGGAUUUUAACACCCAAAAAAUGAAACACUUCACCUUUAAGAAAAUGUGAUAUCAGUUGUGAAUUUGGAGUGUUUGCAAGAGUGUGUUUAAUCUGGGGGAGAAUAGUGAUUGACUUUGCUUCGAAUCCCAAAAUAAGGUCAAAUUAAGACCAGAAGGCAAUAAUUUUAAUGAAAGGUCAACACAAGGUCAAACUGGUGGCAGGAUCAAUCAUUUGAAUACUUUAUAUCGUUGAAGAGAUAUCAUAAAAAAAGGGUCUGUUUUUGCCAUAACUGUGUUGUCUCUAAAAUUGCUACUGAGAAUGUUGGUUGUCAUUAAAACUUGACAAAGCUGCCAGUUUGACAGUGGAAUAAUAAACACAGUUUUGGCAUGAAAGGCGCUUUUUGUAGCUCUAAAGGAAAAAAUGUAGCAGCAACAUAACUGACUUUCUAAUAUCUUACUCCUUAAGAAUUUAUGAGUGGGUCGUAACAGAGGAUUUAAAAAAGUUUUUUACUGCAUUUUAUAAAGGAAAUACAUUUUUCCCAACCAAGUGGAUCUUUUUGUGCUUGCAGUUGUGGGAUUUGAAAUGUAAAUGAAACCACUUUAUUUAUUUGCUGUAGAAUCUGUGAAAACCACUUGAAGUGGAAGUAUUACUAAUCAAUGCUACAUAAAUUAUGUUAGCGUGGCUGAAUUGCGUAACUCAUUCAGAUAUGGCCAGUGGCAUAUUCUGUGAUUCUCAGCCUGAUACAAUGAAAGAAAAUGAUGUACUAGCUUGGUUGGGAGAGAAUGGAAACUGUCUAUAUCUGAGUCUGCUUCAUUGAAGUAAUAUCCUUUACGUAUGUGUACGGUGCUGAUGGUCUAUGUACUAAAGAGACUGCAUAGUGAAAGCUGGGUAGAUGGAAAAACCUUGCUUUCAUAUAUGAAAAAACAAAAACAUGUCAUUAUUUACUCACCUUUAUGUCAUUCCAAUUCUGUAUGACAUUCUUCCAUGGAACACAAAAAGUGCAUUUAAAAAAAUUCUUUACAGGGUUUAUUUGCCAUAAUUUCAGUGAAUAGUGACUCUGGUCUGUCAAGCUUUAAAAAACAACAAAAACUCAUGCGCUAUAUUCCAUAUCUUCUGAAGUUAUAUAUUUUAAAUAAAAUGUUAGAGACUGACAGCCUCAGUCACCAUUCAAUGUUAUUGUAUGGAGAGAAAAAAAGAUGCUAUGACAAUGAAUGGUGACGAAGGCUAACGUUUCAAAAAGCUUUCAAACUUUUUUGUAUUUUGUCUCUGUGUUAUUUCCAGGCCUUAAUUGUUCCAUGGAAGGAAAAUCAUACAAGUUUUGGAACAACAUAAGGAUGAGCAAAUGAUGGAAUUAUUUUCAUUUUUGGGCGAACUAUCCCUUUAAGUGUAUGGAUGGGGCUGUGAUGCUAGACAUCCACUUGAAUAUGGGUCAUCAGUCAAAAGAAUGAGGGCAGUCAUCAUGAUAAAACAGUUCUAAGAUGCCAACCUGAGGAAUCUUUAUUUAUUAUUUUGUUGUUUUCAACAUUUAUUUAUGUUUAUUUGUAUAUGUAUUUAUUCCAAAGGCAGCUGAGUUCAUUGGAGCUUGGUGAUGGACUUGGAGGUUUUUAAUAUCUGUAUAAUGGAAUAAGUGGGGGCGAGGUGAAGGAAAUUUCAGAUUGGGAAACCUGUGCCUUUUCUCCAAAAGGAUGUGUGUAAAAAUGCGUACUUGUUGAUUGUGUAUUUGUAUCAAAUGAUACAGAACACAAAAGCUCAAAACGUUUUGUAAUGCAUACAUUUUGUUCAUAAGAAUACUGCAUUUGAAUACUCAAUUUGUAAACAGUGACCAAUAAAAACACAGUGAACCACAGAUACUAGUUUAAACAAUAAUAAAUAACAAUGCCAAUUGGUAGUCAUAGCAACAUUUGAAGUGAUGUAUCUUCUAAUCAUUCUCUUUAGGGAAUUGUGAUGCACCCAGCAACCUACAAAGUUGAUGGUUUGUUAAAAAAAAAAAUUUUUUGGAUUAAUAUAUUUUCGGGGCUUAAAGAAAUAUAAUGUAAAAUAUAAAUAUAAAACUCAUGUAUCAAUUAAUUUAAAAAAAAACUCGAAAACUGAAUUUUGGUUGAUGAGGUACAAAUAAAUUGCACCAAAUUCACAUGCUGCUAAAGUGGGGAUUAAAACAAUAAGUUACAUGGCCCUAGCAAUAGAAAUGCUAUAAAAUCAGAGCUGAACAUUUUGAUGUAGUCUUGUGCAUCAACUUUAUUAUAUAUAAUUUACUUUUUUACGUUGCACUUAUUUUUGUUUUAAAAUGUCAUGUUUUAUGCUGUAUAGACCUGGAGGGUUGAUCAUAAAGUAUGUCUUAUAUCUUGGUUGUUAAACUGACUUUUUUAUCUACCAUUAUUGUAUUCUCACUUUCGCCACUGGAAGAAAAAAUCUAUCCUCUUUCUACUGUCCUUCUUUCCAGUCAUAUUGUCUUUUGCCUAUAUUUCCCAUAUGCAUCCUCUCUUUUUCUCUGCGGUUUUACUGUUCUUCUGCUUUUUUCAACAAAAACACACCUUUUAAUAAACAAUACAUUUAUA
Molecule: messenger RNA, 4855 nt
Organism: Xyrauchen texanus (razorback sucker)
Lineage: Eukaryota; Metazoa; Chordata; Actinopteri; Cypriniformes; Catostomidae
Product: circadian-associated transcriptional repressor-like
Exons: 6
Coding region: 116-1378 (420 amino acids)
Biological process (GO): circadian regulation of gene expression; negative regulation of DNA-templated transcription
Cellular component (GO): nucleus
Molecular function (GO): RNA polymerase II cis-regulatory region sequence-specific DNA binding
Source: RefSeq, a predicted model, not a curated record